Molecule: messenger RNA, 228 nt
Organism: Plasmopara halstedii
Lineage: Eukaryota; Oomycota; Peronosporomycetes; Peronosporales; Peronosporaceae
Exons: 3
Coding region: 1-228 (75 amino acids)
Source: RefSeq, a predicted model, not a curated record
AUGAAAAGUCUGCGUACAGGUGCGCACCAAGACCUUUGGUAUCCAUUCAAACCGAUGCGUGUUGCAUCGGAUGCCGAGUACACUUUGUAUGCAUUGGCGCCCCUAGGCCAAGCUGAGGAAGGCCAAGGAUAUCUGCCCUUUGUGUCCUCUUCGGUAUUAGAUAAAUUGGUGCGAAGGGACCACGCAGGAUCAACUAUCCAGGCCCUCGCGGGAAAUCGUCGAGCCUAA